CUGUGUAACUUUUUCAUUUUUCUUUUACUCAACAUUUAGAAAUCAUUAACCAAAUCACGGAAUAAAAGGCAGCGCGCGCGCGCCUGUCAACUAAAUUCAAAAGCAAAGUAGAGAAUUCUGUCAAAACUUUUUGUCCAGAUAGUUUUCAGCCGUCAAUGUCAAUCAAUCUUUCUGUCAUCUGGCAUCAACAUCUCUAUCAAAAUCUCUAUUAUCUUGUUACUUAAUAGUUACAAUGUCUGAUGGAUAUGGAUUCUCUGCCCUCGAGUGUAAGAUUAUUCAGGAACAGAUAAAACGGAGGCAGUGCAUGAGGGAAGAGUUUUUAAAGCUGAGGAGUGACCCGUACAAGCAUGCUGCAGAGGCUGGCUAUGUGUUCGACAACGGCAUCCAGUGCUUCAUGUCCUUAAAGACCUGUCAGAACGAGUACUUCAUAGCGUCUCCUCGGACGGCGCAUUUUGGUCUGCUGGCCAUCGUGGCGCCCAUGGUAGGCUUCGGAUACCUGUGCUGGAGCAUGCGGGAGAGCCUCGAGAGGGACUAUCGCUGCGGCAAGAUCCGGUAUAGGGAUAGGAUUCUUAAAUUUAAAUAGUUUUUGUAUGUGGCGUGUGUAUAGUUACUGAAUAAAUUCAGAAUGAUAUGAA
Messenger RNA from Cydia strobilella, 635 nucleotides. RefSeq lists its product as uncharacterized. The coding region runs from base 233 to 583 and encodes 116 amino acids. The record is from RefSeq and is a predicted model, not a curated record. The transcript has 2 exons. Lineage: Eukaryota; Metazoa; Arthropoda; Insecta; Lepidoptera; Tortricidae. Gene Ontology annotation, cellular component: mitochondrion.